Talaromyces proteolyticus is the source of this 1263-nucleotide messenger RNA. RefSeq names its product hydrophobic surface binding protein A-domain-containing protein. NCBI's taxonomy places the organism in Eukaryota, Fungi, Ascomycota, Eurotiomycetes, Eurotiales, Trichocomaceae. The transcript has a single exon. The record is from RefSeq and is a predicted model, not a curated record. Bases 114 to 968 code for a protein of 284 amino acids. Gene Ontology annotation, cellular component: extracellular region.
GUUUCUUCAUCGUCUUGUACUUUAGGAAAGAAUUGCAACCUGCCACUUGCUAUUUGCCUCUAACCUCACGCUCGUUAAAGCAAGGAACAAACUUUUGUUCUGACUCUGUGACAAUGAAGUUCACAGCUGCUGUUAUCACGCUUGGCCUUGCCACCCCGAUCCUAGCCACCCCAACUCUUGUGGAACGAACCCCCUCGCUGGUGCGACGCGACCUGACCGCAUUCACCUCGGUUCUCGCCUCCAUUGACACCGCUGUCAAGAAAUUCGGCUCGGAUGUCACGUCCUACUCGGGCGGUGUCCCAACCAAUUUGCUCACAGACUCCAACGACAUCGUUAGUGUUACAAACAAUGGCGUGACAACUCUUAAAAGCCAGUCCCAGCUCUCUGAAACCGAUGCCCUGGGGCUCACUGAGCCUGUACAGGGCCUGACUAGCGACAUUCAAUCCGCGAUCAAUACCCUGAUUUCCAAGAAAUCCACCCUUGUCUCUGCCGGUGUCGGUGGUAUCGUUGAGCAAUCUCUUCAGACUCAACUGAGCGGCGCGAAGCAGCUUUCUUCUGUUAUUACGAGCAAGGUUCCCGCCUCCCUCCAAAGUAUCGCGUCCCAGCUAUCUAGUGGUAUCACCGCUGCCAUCCAGAAAGGUGUCGAUGCUUUCCAGGGAACUGGAACUGGUACCGCUACUUCCACUGGCGGUGGGAACACCUCUCCUGCCACUUCCGUUCCUGCUACUUCCGUUGCUGGUACUUCCACUUCCGUCAGUGGUGGCUCUGCUCCAUCUGGCUCCAGCUCUACAGCUCCUACUCCUACCAGCUCAUCUGGUUCCAGCUCUCCUAGUGGCGUUGUUCCUGGCGGUGGCAGUGGCUCUUCCACAAGUACCAUCCCUGCCUUCACUGGGGCAGCCUCCUCUCACAGAGUCGGCAGCGUCGCCAGCUUGGCCGCUACCCUUUUUGCCCUUCUUCCCUUGCUCUGAAGCUCAACUGGGAGAUCGGCUCCUGAGGAGCAAACUAUAAUCUUCAUCUCUUUCCGUCCACCUCAGGGUUGAGAGCUUUGGGGAGCUGUACAGCAAGAGUCGGAAUUUAUGGGUACGAACAAGGGGUAGCUAUACAUUCAUUCUUUACUUCAUAUUCGACUUAUAUAAAAAUUAAAUACGACGCUAAAUCGGUUAGCAUUAUGUCGCUUUAUACUUCUUUGAUUAGCGGAUGUGUACGUCCCUAAGAUAUUAAAAAUCACUUUUAAUAAUUAUUACAUGGAGAUUGAAUUCAGUA